AUGGCUCCACAGUUACUGUGCAAAGUUGCAGCCUGCUAUCUUAAUAUUAAGAGGUCACGCAACAUAGGUGUUGUUGCUACCUUUAUUUACCGUCUAAAUAUUUACAGAAUAACAAUUAUUUCUCAAAACUGUCGUCGCCUGAGAACAAUCCGUCAUGACUUUGUCAACACAAUCUGCAUCCAAAAAUUUUCCAAUAGGAAAGCCAACAGUACCUCAUCAGAAGAAUCAACAGUAUCAGAUUGUGAUGAAAAUUACAAGCCUUCAACAAAUCCUGGUCCUUCUAUAACAGUAUGCUGGAAGUCACAAAUAUUUGUAAUUUCCCAUAUGUUGUUGGUGCAUUUGAUCGCAUCAAUGUCACUGACAUGGGUUGCUAAAUCACUUGGACAUGAUAUAUCCGAUAUUACAUUGUCCCAUAGCUCAAUUUUGAGGAGACAGAGGAAAUAUGGACCUCAGGUACAGAAGUAG
Molecule: messenger RNA, 465 nt
Organism: Helobdella robusta
Lineage: Eukaryota; Metazoa; Annelida; Clitellata; Rhynchobdellida; Glossiphoniidae
Exons: 2
Coding region: 1-465 (154 amino acids)
Source: RefSeq, a predicted model, not a curated record